AUGGCGGAACGUUACAUCCCAGAGCACCGCCGAACUCAGUUCAAGGCUAGAAACCAGUUCAAGCCUGACGAGCUCCGCCGUCGUCGUGAGGAACAACAGGUCGAGAUUCGAAAGCAGAAGCGUGAUGACAACCUUGCCAAACGACGUGGUAUCCAGACUCGUGAUGGUGGCAUUGGAGUUGGCGAUGCAGCUUCGGCUGCCGAUGAAUCUGAUGAUGAAGCAGGCCAAAUUGAAUCAGAGCUCAAUGUCGAACUCCCUCAAAUGGUAAAGGGUGUAUUCUCCGACCAGGUUGAAGAGCAAAUCCAGGCUACUACCAAGUUCCGCAAACUUUUGUCCAAGGAGCGCAACCCCCCUAUUGAGCGUGUUAUCGAAACCGGAGUCGUCAGCCGCUUUGUUGAAUUCCUUCGCUCGCCCCACACCCUGGUUCAAUUCGAGUCUGCAUGGGCCCUGACCAACAUUGCCUCCGGUUCUGCUCAGCAGACCCAGGUUGUCAUCGAAGCUGGCGCUGUGCCCAUCUUUGUUGAGCUUCUGGGUAGCCCUGAGCCCGAUGUUCGCGAGCAGGCUGUUUGGGCCCUUGGUAACAUUGCCGGUGACAGCCCCACCUGCCGAGAUUUCGUCCUCGGAGCGGGUGCCCUCCGACCUCUUCUGAACUUGAUCAACGAUGGCCGCAAGCUGAGCAUGCUCCGCAAUGCUACCUGGACUCUGAGCAACUUUUGCCGUGGCAAGACCCCCCAGCCCGACUGGAACACCAUUGCCCCUGCCCUCCCGGUCCUUUCCAAGCUGAUCUACAUGCUUGAUGAUGAAGUCUUAAUGUACGUUGAAACCGUACCUCCUGGUGGUCCUGACGUUCGUACUAACCCACCUCUCAGUGAUGCCUGCUGGGCUAUCUCAUAUCUUUCCGACGGCUCCAAUGACAAGAUCCAGGCUGUCAUCGAGGCCGGUAUUCCCCGCCGUCUGGUCGAGCUCCUUAUGCAUGCUUCCACCUCUGUCCAGACCCCGGCUCUUCGCUCCGUCGGCAACAUUGUUACUGGUGACGAUGUCCAAACCCAGGUCAUCAUUAACUGCGGAUCUCUGCCCGCUCUCCUGUCUCUUCUGAGCUCCACCAAGGAUGGAAUUCGCAAGGAAGCUUGCUGGACUAUCUCUAACAUCACAGCUGGAAACUCGAGCCAGAUCCAGUCUGUUAUCGAUGCUGGCAUUAUUCCUCCUCUGAUCUCUCUUCUUGCUAACGGGGACUUCAAGACCCGCAAGGAGGCUUGCUGGGCUAUCUCUAACGCUACAUCCGGUGGUCUGCAGAAGCCCGACCAGAUCCGCUACCUUGUCUCUCAAGGCUGCAUUAAGCCCCUCUGUGACCUUCUGGCCUGCCCCGACAACAAGAUCAUUCAAGUCGCCUUGGACGGUCUUGAGAAUAUCCUGAAGGUUGGCGAGAUGGACAAGGAGGCUGGACAGGGUGAGACUCGUGUCAACCGCUAUGCCCUGUUCAUCGAGGAGGCUGGUGGCAUGGAGAAGAUUCACGAUUGCCAGAACAAUGCCAACGAGGAGAUCUACAUGAAGGCCUAUAACAUCAUCGAGAAGUACUUCUCUGAUGAGGAUGAGGCUGCCGGUGACAUCGAUGAGUUGGCCCCCCAGCAGACCCAGACCGGUUUCGCUCUUGGUACCGGCCAGCAGCAACCUGCCGGCGGUUUCAACUUCGCGAACGGCGGUGGUGAAUCCAUGGACAUGUAG
Penicillium chermesinum is the source of this 1722-nucleotide messenger RNA. RefSeq names its product karyopherin alpha. Gene Ontology annotation, biological process: NLS-bearing protein import into nucleus. Gene Ontology annotation, cellular component: nucleus; nucleoplasm; cytoplasm. The transcript is spliced from 2 exons. Gene Ontology annotation, molecular function: nuclear import signal receptor activity; protein binding. The record is from RefSeq and is a predicted model, not a curated record. Bases 1 to 1722 code for a protein of 573 amino acids. Lineage: Eukaryota; Fungi; Ascomycota; Eurotiomycetes; Eurotiales; Aspergillaceae.